Molecule: messenger RNA, 842 nt
Organism: Meloidogyne enterolobii
Lineage: Eukaryota; Metazoa; Nematoda; Chromadorea; Rhabditida; Meloidogynidae
Source: the annotation of a GenBank genome assembly
UUUUUUGUAUCAUAAACUCCCCAGAUUUUAAUUUAAAAAAUUUUUUCUUAGUUUUCAGAAUUAUCUUUUUAUCAUUAAACUUCUACCAUCCAACCACUCUUCUAACCAAAAAAAUGUUAAAAAACGGCCCAACAAAAUUUCCAAUAGAAUCGGGAGAAUCUCUAAAUCAACGGGAAAAUGGAAUUUUAUUAAAUAAUAAACAACAACAAAAUGAACAACAACAAAAUUUACCUGUUUGGGUCUAUGUAAUUUUUAGAAAAAAUCCGAGUAGCGGACAUGAUAAAGUUUCUGUGAAGGAUAGCCUUGACGGCCCUAUAUUUUGGACUAGAAGAGUUUUAUAUGUUUUUUGUUGUUCUUGUCAUUUUGAUAGACAUGAGCAACAUUUAAUUAAAUUGCUCGAUCAAAAUCGUUCCCUAGUUGAACGUGUUUGCUUAGUAGACAAUCCAAUUGAUUAUUCUUUCUUGCCAGACUCGUUAUUUGGAUUUUUGGCUAAUCAUUUGACGAAAUUGGAGUUUGUUUACCUUCGAGAACUUGACUUGGAAAAAAUUAAUCGAGCAACAGUUGAACGUUUGGCUAAUCAUCGCCGCCUUAAAAAAUUAAUUGUUCAUGGAUGCCGCAAUUAUGAGGCUUUACAAGACUUUCACAGUUUGCCGCAAUUGCUAGUAAUUAAAGGAGAUAUACAAGGACUUAAGGCAAUGAUCGGUUGCGAAGAGCCCUAUUCUUUAACAGAAAGCGAAAGUACAACUGAAUCUGAAGAUCUCCCAACAGCUAGAAUUAUUAAUGGAAUUGAAAUUCGUACGAGUGAGAAGAAAUUGGUCGCUACAAUUGGAAAUGGAAUUUAA